This is a messenger RNA of Acanthochromis polyacanthus (spiny chromis), 3347 nucleotides long. It is a transcript of the gene pargl, whose product is annotated as poly (ADP-ribose) glycohydrolase, like. Gene Ontology annotation, cellular component: nucleus; cytoplasm. Lineage: Eukaryota; Metazoa; Chordata; Actinopteri; Pomacentridae. The record is from RefSeq and is a predicted model, not a curated record. Bases 126 to 1970 code for a protein of 614 amino acids. Gene Ontology annotation, biological process: nucleotide-sugar metabolic process; regulation of DNA repair; carbohydrate metabolic process. The transcript is spliced from 15 exons. Gene Ontology annotation, molecular function: poly(ADP-ribose) glycohydrolase activity.
AGUGAAAGCAAAGUUCACUCCCUGAAUGAGUGUGUGAUUGUUCUCCUACUUUUACAUCGAUGAAACCUGCUUCCAGCAACAACAAGGUUACAUCUGAACACAUCGGGUUCAGUGUUUGCUGAAAGAUGGCCAAGCGGCAGGACAAGAAUGACAGCUCUCAGAUGAAAGCCAUUCUCCAGCAUGAUGACCAGCAAAGGAGUGGCAACGACAAGCCUGAAAAAGAACUCAGCAGCAAAGAAAACUCAAGUCAGCCCAGCUGCUCAUCCCCCUCCUCCGGAUACUGCCCUGGAAAAGAUUUAAUAGACUUUACGUCUUCCUGUUCCUCUGAACCCUGCAAUACCAAAGGCGUACCAUCGUCCUCAGCCAGAUCCGUAAGCCCUGGCCAUGUCAGAUCUAGAUCUCCAGAGGGGCCUGAUCUGUCAGUGAGGACACAGAAGGAGGAGGUCAAGUCUUCGUGCUGUCAACUGGAUGAUCUGAAGCGACGUCCACAUUACCGAGUCAGCCUGGGAGACCUGUGCUUCAGCAGGACGCACACUGUCCUUAUAGAUGUUACUUUGUUCAACCGUGAACGAAGACUCGUUCCUCAGGAGGGCAGGGACCUGUGGCACAGUAACUUUGUGAAGAUGCCCUGUUCACAAGCAAUGAAUCACGGUGGACCCUCCCAGGCGUCGAGGUGGAAGCAGAUCUCCAAACAGCUGAGCGCUCUGGCCAAGAAAAAAACAGUCAGCGUCAAUGAUGUGGCAACGGCCAUCAUUAAAUACAACCCCAAGUAUGAAGGUCGGUGGUCGUUUGACGCCCUCGAAACCUUCGUCAAGUGUGUGCCAAAAACAGAAAACUACUUCGACAAACUGUUUCCAAAGAUCGCUGCCUUGGCUUUGAAGCUGCCUGAGCAAAUAAAGAAGGCCAUCCCACUGCUCCAGAGAGGACGCUCGGCAACCAUCACUCUAUCACAGGUUCAGAUAUCCUGCCUGCUCGCCAACGCUUUUUUCUGCACCUUUCCUCACCGCAACACCUCCAAUCCUAAUGCUGAGUACCAUAACUACCCCAGCAUCAACUUCACCAGUCUGUUUGGAAACUGGUCGAACCGGAAGAAAGAGAAGCUGAGGGCCAUCAUGCAUUACUUUAAAGUGGUGACUGAAACUAAACUGGAAGGACUGGUGACGUUUGAGAGACGCUACCUCGGAGACACAGACAUGCCCCACUGGAAGAGGUCAACAGAGAAGCUGCAUAAACUGUACGUCGCAUCACGUGGCAGCAUUGAGAGUGAAGGAACCGGACUGCUUCAGGUGGACUUUGCUUCCAGCUGGAUCGGCGGAGGAGUCCUCAGCUCGGGUCUGGUCCAGGAAGAGAUCCUGUUCCUGAUAAAUCCAGAGCUGAUCGUGUCGCGUCUCUUCACCGAGAAACUGACAGACAACGAGUGUCUGAUCAUUACAGGCUCCCAGCAGUUCAGCUGUUACUCUGGCUUUGGCGACAGCUUUGAGUGGGCGGGUCCUCAUGAAGAACACCUCAAAAGAGAUGCGUGGGCUCGGCUGAAGAGGCAGAUUCUCGCCAUCGACGCUCUGCACUUCAAACACAGCAGCGAGCAGUACAGUAUGAUGAAGAUCACCCGGGAACUGAACAAGGCAUACUGUGGAUUUAAGGGGCAAGUUGGGCAGGAAGAGCCCGACAUCGCUACAGGCAAGUGGGGCUGUGGAGCUUUCAAUGGAGACCCACAACUUAAAGCUGUGAUCCAGCUGAUGGCAGCAGCAAAAACCAGGAGGGGUUUGGCCUUCUUCACCUUCGGAGAUGAACAUCUGGAGCGAAGUCUGCAGCAGAUGCACCACCUGCUGGUCACAGAAGAGGUUACAGUUGGGGAACUUCACAGACUUCUGGAGCAGUACUGUGCUGAUCUGUACAAACCUGAGGGUUUACAUGUGGAACUGUUUUCCUUCAUCACAAUAAACAUCAAGAGUUUCAGAAGUCAGCUGUGAGGCAUCUGAACUUACAGUAAAAUCUGAAAGGAAUGUUAGUACGACAAAAGAAAAACCUGCUGAACAGUUUUGUUAUGCAAUAAUCUUGCAUUUUCUUCUUAUUUUAUUUGCUAGUUGACGGAAUCGCUUUAAUAUUCAGUAAACGUCGGUUAUUAAUGCAGUAAAGCUGCUGAAAAUGACGUUUAGAUUCAUGUCGAAAGAGCAGGAGAUUUAUUCACAAAACAAAAAAAGCUGUUGAACUUUAUAGUCGGGCUAAAUUAAAAAAAAAAAUCUGUUUCAAAAUUUGAAUCACCAUUUGAAUGUGGUGUAUAGAUGUGUUUGGUCCAGGGUUUAAACUGUCAUAUCAAUGGUUUGAAAAAACUCCAUGUCAAGUCCACCUCUUUCAGUUCAAAGGAUGCGAGGACAACUCAAUUCAGGAUUCCAAGUCAAACUUUUUAUUUUCCUUUUAGAUGGUUGGUCACAUUAUGUCAAUAGCAAUAGGUUGUAAACCUUUAAAGACAGAAAAAAAACUCAACAUUUUAGUUAAGUUUAGAAAUUUAACAGAACAUAUAUAUAUUCUAUAUUUUUUACUUUAAACUCAAAAUGAAACAUCGUAAUUCAAACUCUCAACAUAAAAUCAAAUAAGCAAAUGCUAUCAUUCUGACUUUAAAUCCAGUCAAGUUUGCCUCUGUAGGACCUUUAAAAAUAUCAUGAGCUCACCUUGAGUAGAGCAAAAAUUAAACACAUUAAUACAGUGACAGUCUUCAGCGGACUCAACAAAUCAUCUUUAAAUCCCGUUUUUCUGCAAUUGAUCAGUAUUUAAUGACACGUUCGGUUCAGCCGAGUUCGUUAUUUUGUUGUAUUUUUGCGCAAACCAGAAUAUCACCCUCCAUCACAGUGUGUUGGUAACAGUUCUGCAUUUUUGUGCCUCCUGACAAUGUGUGAUGUGUUGUACAAGAAAAGCAAAGUCAGGACCGACUCUCCCCUCAUUUUUAAAAAAAAUCUAGCAUUUUGGAGUUACUUUCAGCCUGUGGGUGAUUUGUGAAUACCCGUUACUUAAAUCGGGUGAUGGACCUUUUGCUGCAAUCAGCUUUUUGUUCACUUUUAGGAGGGUCUAACCUGCCUGAGAUGCAAAUCCCAGGGCAAAACUGCAUCUUCUCUUGCCUGGAGUUUUGUGCCUGCACAGAGAUUUGAUCAUAAAUCAAACUGCAACUGCUUUUCCUACUUAAUUUUCUGUCUGUUUUAAAUGAAAAGACGAUACAUACUGUAUGAAUUGCAAUGAUUGACAGACAUUUCUGCUGCUUAAUAAUGUGUGUUUUCAGACAUGGUAUUGUGUCUAUGAAAGGCUAUAGAUGUUUUUCUGAAAUCUGGAGCUGAAAUAAAAUACUUCUAACGUCA